GCUGGUAUGUAACCCUGCCUAGUAGCGAUGCCCACACUGUCUCAGAGCGCGCGCGCGGAUAGCACACUGAGCACCCUGCCGCACCUAUAGGAGCGUUUGCUCGCGGUCCCAGAAGAUGGUCUGAACUCACGCGCUUUCCACCCCUUCAAGAGCUCUCGCGGAGUGCCGCAAUGUUGACUAGGCUGUUCAGUGACCCGUCGCUGCUUCCCGACAUGCAUAAGUAUUCGGCCUGGGCAGAGGACAGCGAGAGCGAGGACUCGAAGACCAAGGAUGAUGAGGAUCAGUGCCGCGUGGGCGAUGACGACAUGGAUGCCCCGGACCUGAGAAGCAGCCGGGCACAUUCUGAGAUCGGCGGUGAAGACGAGGACGACGACGAGGCGGAUGAGGACGAAGGAGAGGACGGUGCAGAGGGGGACGGGCCCAAAAAACGGGGCCCUAAGAAGCGUAAAAUGACACCUGCGCGUAUCGAGCGAUCCAAGUUGCGUCGUCAAAAGGCAAACUCACGGGAGAGGACGCGCAUGCACGACCUGAACUCUGCGCUCGACAAUCUGCGUAAAGUCGUGCCCUGUUACUCAAAAACGCAGAAGCUCUCCAAAAUUGAGACUCUCCGUUUGGCCAAGAACUAUAUCUGGGCCCUCUCUGAGAUCCUGCGCUCCGGGAAGAAGCCUGAUCUUGUGUCCUACGUGCAGACGCUGUGUAAAGGAUUGUCCCAACCCACGACCAACCUGGUUGCGGGUUGUCUGCAACUCAACUCCCGAAACUUCCUAACGGAGCAGUGUCCGGAAGGGGGACGCUAUCCCGGCUCCAACUCCUUCUCCAUGCAUCCUUACCCCUACCAGUGCUCCCGCCUCUCCAGCCCUCAGUACCAGUCUGGUUCCAACUCGCAUCCCUUACGGACACACGGGUACUGCUCAGCCUACGAUUCGCUGUACGGUGGCAGUGGAUCUCCAGAAUACAACAGCCCAGAGUAUGAGGGGCCCAUCUCCCCUCCCGUGUGCAUCAAUGGCAACUUUUCUCUGAAGCACCAGGGCACUACGUCCCCCGAGGUAGCCGAGAAAGGCUAUCAUUACUCUAUGCAUUACUCCGGCCUGGCCGGCUCUCGCCCCACUGCUGGCCACAUAUACGGUUCUUCAGGGGUGCGGAGCAGCAUCCAAUCCGAAAACGUAUCGCCUUACCACGACAUGCACCUGCACCACGAAAGGGCCCCCGUCCCGGUGUACGAUGAACUCAAUGCGUUUUUCCACAACUGAAACAGCCGUAAUAUUGCCAUGCGUGGGAGUCUUCUUGCAAUCAACAAUCAAUUAGUUGCCCACCUUUGGCAAGGCGCGUGCACGGUCACACCCCCUCCCCUAAACCUUAGUCCCAAAGGACUAUGACACCAGACACGGAUCAUUGUGGAAAAAACGUUUUAUUUAUUGUUUUUCUAUGUCCUUUUAUAUAAUUGUAUUUAUUUUGUAUCUAUUCUGUGACGGUGGGAUGCUGUGAACAUGUUGCAUUUGAAAUGGAAUGUGUACAGAUUUGACGGUGAUUGACGUAUGGGUUAUUAUUGAACUAGCUAGUUAAACAGAGUUAAAAUGCAACCGCAUAGUCACGUUUAUAACAUUGUAACAACCGAUGAUGCUGUAACUAAUUUUGAAAUAGAGGAUUAAAUUAAGAGGCGAAGCAGUGCACUUAAAAGCAAGCAUGUCGAAGAGAUCGGAAGAUAUAUAUUUUCAAAUGUCGACAAAUGGCAACAGCUAUGUCGGAAAAUUAAACAUAUUUUACCUCUAUGCAAGAAAUAGCCUACGCCAAACAAGUAUACAAGGACCAAUUACAGGCUAUAUCUAAAAUAGUGUACAUUAAAUUAAAUUACAUGAAAUUAAUUGAACACUUCUCAACAAUAUCAUUUCAUUGCUUCUCGGCCCCUGUUGUGAUUUACCAUAACACACACGGGAGGAAUUGCUUGACGUCUAUUUUUUAUUUUUAUUGAGGGACAUAGAUUCAAGUGGAAACGUUAUGUCCUCACCAUAAUGACACAGAGAAUACCAUGUUCGACCCCUAGAAUAUCACCAAUAGAUAAGGAAAAGCAAAGAAUAUUUGGCAGAUUAGGCCUAUAAGGCUAAAGCCAACAUUUAAAAUGAGUGAUUCUAAAGUAGCAGAUAUGGGCUACCAGCUCCGGCUGGUCAAGUCAUUUUAAUGUGAACGAUUCGAUAGUGUUUACGUUCAUUAGAUUAGGCAACCUUUCGUGUUUUAGAUGUCAUUCAAAUGCAAUUGAAAAGGGUUUCAUGUAAGCCAAUAGCCUUGGCUUUUGUACAUCUACAAUCCUGUCAGUGACGGAACGAAGAAUCGGAUAGGCCGACAAUAAAAUGAACACAAUAUUUCAUGUCAUGCCACAGGAAUAAAUACGGCAAGUCAAGUAACUUUCUAAUCAAUCGAACACAUUGACUUGUUGAAUAGGCCUAUUUCUAAAAGUGCAAGGGCCAGGAUUUAGCACUCAAUUUCGAAAUAGUCGAAGUUAUAUCAGAAGGUCGACAUAUUGCACUGAAAUGACAGGAUGAUUAUUGUUAUUAUUAUUUACAAACAGUAUUAUUCCAUGCAUAAUCUUGUCUAUACUAACUAAAUCAAUGCAGAUAUUUCCACUAAGGGUCCCCCGAGUCGUCAACAUGUGUUGCAUUUUUCAUUGAAAGCGAAAGUGAAAACUUUGUAUUUAAACAAUGUGUGUGUGUGUGUGGUAAAAUAAAAUGAUAAUACAUUCAAUUGUGCUACAUCAUUUCAUUUUAAACCUAUAUCCAAGUUGUUACUCGGUAAACGUCCUUUCUCGUUGAAAUCCAGAACCAUUACUUAAUGUUAAAAAAAAAUAAAGUAUCGGCUGGCUCGCUGGUUAAGUUAUCAGUGUAAUCAUCAACUAUGUAAGGGCUAUAUUAUAUUAUUCCUAUGAUGAUUCUUAUCAUUGGAAAUGCUCUAUGACAUGAUGAUUGAGUGUGGCCUGGAAACAUCAAACAUCCCCAUGUCGCUCUGCUUUCGGGAAGUGCGUUAAGGCUAUAGAAGUAGCAUCACUUGACACGUGACUCUAACAGGUUUAAUAUAGCAGAUGCAUAAGCUAUGUCAACAUGUUGCAGUAAAUCACAUUCUUCAAUUGAGCCCGCGGGAAAAAAAAGUGUUGUAGAAUGAGUUCGAAAGACUUCCACUUGUGGGAGAUGAUAAAACAUUUCUAAUGAUUCGGCAUAGAGGCACAAACGGGAAUUCUAGGAUCUAAUCAACAGGCCAACACCAUCUUUCCGGAACACAACGAACAUAUUACAAAGACAAAACGUGUCAACAAAGAAGCCCUGCGAUGGACUCUAAUGAGUUGAACAGCAGGAUCUGGACAGAUUGGGAAAAGGCCCCCGGUUCUGCAGGCGAGCCAAAAUCCCUAACAGUUACCAAAGGGUCGGUCUGAAGCUUUCGGGGAUUUCUAGGAUGUUCAAAUGAUAUGGGAGCCGUUAUAAAGCCAAACGAAUUCCUUUGAAGAGAGGGCCUGCUAUGACAACUAACUUCUAGAUCAGGGGUGUGCAACUUUUUUUUUUGGUGGGGCCACAAAACAUCGGAACUCGUCAUGAGGGUCUGCAGUGGCUCGCGGGUCUGCGUACCCACAUCCAUACCCAGAUGCAGUCAGAGCCGGUCCAAUUCUUUUGGGGGCCAUCCCACCUUUGCGAGCAAUACAUUUUAGCGCCCCCCCCCCUAUACACUUGACGUUUUAGAGUUAAUUUCCUGCAAUUUGACACAUUUUGCCAGGCGGGUAGAAAGAAUUUUGCUGUUUUAAAGCAAGUUAGCUGCAAUUCUACAUAUUCUUCCAUGGAGUGAUGACAAAUGUUUGCAGUUUUGCGGUCUGAUGAUCAAUGGUUGCUCAUCCCGGAUCUAGAUCAUGAGUUUGUGUUUUUUUCCUGGCUACUUUUUCGAAUGUACAUACAAGCAACCGUGCUCCUACUCCCUUUGAGCGCAUGCCAGAAUAUUCUUGACAUCAAAGGUAAACUUGACUGAAUGGACACAAGGAUCACAAUGCACGAGAUAGAGACAAACGGGCGGUGUAUAUGAGAACGCGGAAGAAACGCGGAAGAAAUACAGACCAUAGCCCUAUUCGCUGACAUUAAAUCAUCGAUAAUUGUAGCCCCCAAAAAAAGCACGAAACAUAAGGGAUCCCUAACUAGCAAAAAUAUAAUUUGUAAUCAAAACACGGCAUUGGAAAGAGGCUAAAAUGUUGCGGGCCGCAGAGGACCUUAAAUCCAGCCCAUGUAGUCCAUAUUGGAAUGGCAACCUUGACUUCAGGCUCAUUGGCUCAAUGGACAUUGAGAGAGAGAGAGAGAGAAAUAAACUUUUGUGAGUGCGAUGUUUACUGUUAAUUUUAUAUUGUUUAU
Messenger RNA from Oncorhynchus gorbuscha (pink salmon), 4373 nucleotides. RefSeq names its product neurogenic differentiation factor 2-like. Gene Ontology annotation, molecular function: protein dimerization activity. The record is from RefSeq and is a predicted model, not a curated record. Gene Ontology annotation, biological process: regulation of DNA-templated transcription; nervous system development. Lineage: Eukaryota; Metazoa; Chordata; Actinopteri; Salmoniformes; Salmonidae. Bases 171 to 1250 code for a protein of 359 amino acids. The transcript is spliced from 2 exons.